AUGAUGCAGCAUUUAGACAUGGCUCUACUGUCGGCACUUGUGGAGAGGUGGCAGCCGGACACAAACACCUUCCACAUGCCGUUUGGAGAGAUUUCGAUCCUUCUACACGAUGUGCAUCACAUUCUUCGGAUACCGGUUGACGGACAGCUGAUGGGAGAUGAGGAUCCUGAUUUGAAGGUGUUGAGCCUCAAUGUAAUCAUCGUUCUUCUUGUAUACCUACAAACAAUGAAGAACAAUUAG
This is a messenger RNA of Linum tenue, 240 nucleotides long. The record is from the annotation of a GenBank genome assembly. NCBI's taxonomy places the organism in Eukaryota, Viridiplantae, Streptophyta, Magnoliopsida, Malpighiales, Linaceae.